CUUAGUUGUGAGAGAGGUGGAACACUGGAACGCAAUACUGGCAGUGCUCAGUGCUGGUUUUGGCAAGUUGAUUGAGAAUGGAGGGACAAAAUAGUCACUUUUCAGUGCUAUGGAGUAUUGACUGCUGUCUAUUUUUAUUCCGCACUUGUGAUUUACUGUUUACCGGUCUGACAAUCCGUUGCCCAGCCAGCCGGACUGACUCCUAUAGUCCUAUCCAGUUCAAUAGAAAAGUUCGCUUGCUCGCUUACCUCUAUCCUCUCCUCUCAUCUGUGCCAUUGCUGUAUGUAUACUCUCUCUUUGCGUAGCCUUUUAUUCUGCCGCUUUAGCCGAACAAAACCCAUGAAUUGAAUUCCUCUGACUUCAAUUGUAAUUCCAUUUCUGGGUUUUUACGAUUUCGCUUCCUCUUCUUUCAGACAUUAUCAGUAUAUCAGCUUGGGCACUCUCGUUCGUCUACUGGGUACGUCUCUGAUUUCCCAUUUUCGUCCUUACUCUCUUUCUUGCUCUGACACGCUUCUUAAUGGCUUUCUGGGUACCCGCAUUACUUUUGUUUUGCCUUGUUUUCUUUUCUGGCCUUGCUGUUUUCGUUUCUUGGCGAUACGAGAAUUGGAAGACAUUUGGCCGUUUUAAAGUGCGAGACAGCUGCUGGGAGGAGAGGAAAGAUGAAGGAAUUAUCUUUGUGAAUAGGAAGAAGAGGAAUUCAUGGAUUGAGUUGAUAUUCAGUCAUAGUUUGAAGCUCCACCUGUAGCCCAUAGAUGUUUUGGUCCUAGUACUGUAGCAAUUUUUCAUAGAGCUAGGGAAUUGGCGAUGUGGGCUGAUUCUGCUACAUCUGUGUGGUCUGUUACUUCUCUUCCUGAAACCGGCAUGCUACAAGGUGUUUGUUCUUGAAGUUGCCUCUUUUUUUCUUCUGGAGAUGAGAUUGAGAUGGGUUCAUAUAUGGCUCUUUCUGUUUUCCUCUAUUGGGUAGGAUUUGCUUCUGUAAUUAGUCAGGUAACUUGGAUAUAUGUCAUGUAAAUUGUGCGUGAACGAACUUUAUCAAAAAUUUGUGUCUGAACUUAUGAUUUAAUAACCUGUGGAUUCAAUCUUCAAGCGGAACCAUUGAAGUUUUCAUGGUUUGGUAUCUUUUUGGAAGGGACAAGAUACAUUUCUUUGGUUGGUUUUGUUUGCCCUGUUUCCUGCCAGUUAUGAGAUCCUUAUACUUCCAGGAUAUGCAGGUCAAAGAAGAAGAGAGCAGACAAAGACAAUGGCUCUCAUUCUAACCAAUGGUGGUACUCCACUUUGGUCUCCAUCUUGCUGUUGUUCAUCAUCAACAUCAUCCAAGGCCAUUACUAAGUUGUUCCCCAGGCUGCACCUGAAGCCCGUGAAUCCUCUGUCAAAACCUCUCGACGGACUUAGCUCUACUGCUGGCAUAGCUUCAGCGAGGAAUGCUGGGUUGAUACCGAGGGCAGUAGCUGACAUCGACGAUCCCAGUCCAGAAACCGUGGAGCCAUCAAGCGAUAGCGGGGAAGAAGAGAGCUCGCCGAUCGAUAAACUCCCUCUGGAGUCGAAGCUGCAGCUGAAGCUCGAGCAGAAGAUGAAAAUGAAGCUGGCCAAGAAGAUCCGGCUGAGGAGAAAGAGGCUCGUGAGGAAGCGGAGGUUGAGGAAGAAAGGGCGAUGGCCUCCUUCUAAAAUGAACAAGCUGAAGAAUGUCUGAGCCGUUUUUUACUAAGUCCCUUGUCUAGCAGGUGAAACAAAGUGAGGAUUUUUCGAGUACAGAUUUUGAAUACUGGUUUUGUGCAUCAUUCCUUUCCUUAUUUCUUUCAACUGUGUAGCUGUUUGAGAACCAAAUAGACUCCAUUAAAACUAGCUUCACUCUGCUUCACACUGCACAUUGCUUUUGUUUAGUAAUGGCGCGUAAGCUUCUACAGUCAGGGCCCAAGCCCACAAAUUGGAAACUUGGAAACGAAAAACAAAAAGAAAACUCCCUUUCUCUCUCGGUUUCCUAGUUUGUCCACAACAGAAGCCUAGAGAGAAGGAGCGUCUGACAAUAUUCUCUGUACCAUCUCACUAGCUACUCUGCAUUCUGCCCUCUCUCUCUCUCUCUCUCUCUCUGCAUUCACUGUUGCCCUCGUGUCCCGAGUCCUCCAUGUCCCUCUCUCUCUCCUCCUCCUCCUUCCUUCUACUGCAUUGCUUUGCUUCCCCCAAUCUGCAAAUUUUCUUGUUAAUAACAAACCUACAGAGUCCACUUUGCUUCGUCCUCUGUUUUCUGGUUUGGCUGUUUCCUUCUAUCCCUCAGCUUGAAUUUUAACUAACGGGGUUUUCUUGUGUAAUGAACUCUCUUUUUUAAUUUCACGAAGCUGGGCCUGGUGAAGAUUUUGAGGGGAAAAAACAAGUAAAGAGAGUGGUAAUUGGUGGUGUUUUUGGCGGGUUUUAAUGUUGGUUUUUGAACGUUUUCCAGAAUCUAAUCAAUAAAUUGGGUAUUA
Linum trigynum is the source of this 2459-nucleotide messenger RNA. Lineage: Eukaryota; Viridiplantae; Streptophyta; Magnoliopsida; Malpighiales; Linaceae. The record is from the annotation of a GenBank genome assembly.